Messenger RNA from Lasiodiplodia theobromae, 1131 nucleotides. Its product is annotated as Transcription factor TFIIH subunit protein. The transcript is spliced from 3 exons. The record is from RefSeq and is a predicted model, not a curated record. NCBI's taxonomy places the organism in Eukaryota, Fungi, Ascomycota, Dothideomycetes, Botryosphaeriales, Botryosphaeriaceae. The coding region runs from base 1 to 1131 and encodes 376 amino acids. Gene Ontology annotation, cellular component: transcription factor TFIIH holo complex; transcription factor TFIIH core complex. Gene Ontology annotation, biological process: regulation of DNA-templated transcription; nucleotide-excision repair.
AUGGAAGCCGUCGACGCGACGGAACGCAGCUACAAAGGCUUUGAGGGCCCGCCUCCAUCUCUGCUGACCAUCAUCAUUGACACCAACCCACAUGCCUGGGCCUACCUUUCUUCGACCCUGCCGCUGUCCAAGGCCAUCGCGAACCUGCUCGUCUUCAUAAACGCACACCUUGCCAUCAACUCGGCCAACCAGGUUGCCGUGCUCGCAAGCCACACGCAACACGCAACAUGGCUGUAUCCCACCCCACACCCGCCAAAGGCCGCAGCCCGCAACGCCACGAAUGGAAGCAAUGGAAAGGUCGACGGCGAUGUGGACAUGGCAGACACGCCGAGCAUGGAUGAUGCAAACAAAUACCGCCCCUUUCGCAACGUCGAGACGGAGCUGCUGGCCAAUCUGCGCGCGCUGAUGUCGCAGACCAGCGAGGCCGACCUGAAAGCCAGCACCACGACUCUGGUCGCCGGCGCUCUCACCACAGCGCUUGCCUACAUUGCGAAGGCCAACAUCAAGUCAGCCCCGCACGUGGGCGACGGCAACGCGGCCGACCUCGCCGCAGCUGCCGACGCACCCACCGCUCGCUCCACGCUGACCUCGCGCAUCAUGGUGCUCAGCGUGUCGGGCGACUUGGCCUCGCAGUACAUACCCGUAAUGAACGCCAUCUUCGCUGCCCAGCGCCAGCGCAUCCCCAUAGACAUCCUGAAGCUGGCCGGUGAUACCAUCUUCUUGCAGCAGGCGUGCGAUGCCACUGGCGGCAUCUAUCUGCAGCCUUCAGCCCCCGAGGGGCUGUUGCAGUACCUCAUGAUGGCCUUUCUGCCCGACGAGACGGCGCGGAAGCACCUGGUGUUGCCAAGCGCUGGCGAAGUGGAUUUCCGGGCAGCCUGCUUCUGCCACAGACGGGUCGUCGACGUCGGCUACGUCUGCUCCGUGUGCCUGAGCAUCUUCUGCGAGCCGCCCGCCGAUCAGACGUGCCCCACGUGCACCAACCAGCUAUCCGUUUCGAGCUCCAUCACCCGGGUGCCGGCGCUGAUUCCCCGGAAGAAGAAGAAGAGAAAGAGGGUUGCGGGCGAGGCCACGCCUGGAGGGGCGGCCACGCCGGGCACCCCCGGCGGCGGAGCGACGCCGAUUCCCUCGUAA